This is a messenger RNA of Pleurotus ostreatus (oyster mushroom), 1602 nucleotides long. RefSeq lists its product as uncharacterized. The transcript is spliced from 8 exons. The record is from RefSeq and is a predicted model, not a curated record. Lineage: Eukaryota; Fungi; Basidiomycota; Agaricomycetes; Agaricales; Pleurotaceae. Gene Ontology annotation, biological process: ribosomal large subunit assembly. The coding region runs from base 1 to 1602 and encodes 533 amino acids. Gene Ontology annotation, cellular component: nucleolus. Gene Ontology annotation, molecular function: protein binding.
AUGGCGACCCUCCUCCCUCCUCCAAAGCGACAAAAGGUAUACCACGGUGUACCAGAACCCCCAAAAGAAGAUGUCAAGCCGUCACGCAGUGUAGUCGUCCAGUUCGUGUCCGAAGACGACGAUAGCGCACCCCUCGCCCCAGCGGUGAACUUACCCUCAAAUCUCAACCGCGCAGCCCUUGAGAACCUCGUAAAUCAAUUGACGAGAAAAUCUGAUGACGACGAUCCUGUGCCGUUUGCUUUCCACAUCGAACUCCAAGGCCCCGAGCUGAAGCCAGGCGGACCGACGCGUCUGGCGAUCUCCAGGUCGAUAGAAGAAGACAUCUUACUGAACACCGCACACGCGUUCACCGAGGAGGACGUUUUCGUGGUGCACUGUUCCCCGCAAUCAGUGUUCAAAGUGCGACCAGCAACGAGAUGCUCAUCGACUCUUUCUGGACACACAUCCCCGAUUCUCUGUGCAUCCUUCUCUCCCACAGGCAACCUCCUCGCAACCGGUUCAGGCGAUACACACGCACGUUUAUGGGAUCUCCUCACCGAAACGCCGUCGCACACGCUUACCGGGCACAAGGGGUGGGUGCUCUGCGUCGAAUGGGAGGCCAUGGAACGAAAACUCGCGACGGGGGGACACGACGGCCACGUCCAUCUGUGGGAUCCAAAAACAGGCAAGCCAAUCGGAGAUGCGCUCAAGGGACACUCGAAGUGGGUGACCUCGCUCGCUUGGGAGCCGAUACAUCUGAAUGCCUCCGCGCCGCGACUGGCCUCGUCGUCGAAAGAUGGCACAGUGCGAGUGUGGAACACCGCAACCCGCCGCUUGGAAUAUACACUCGGUGGUCACACAGCGAGCGUAAACGUCGUUCGUUGGGGUGGAGGGGGCCUAGGUGGCAAAGGAAUACUGUACACCGCAUCGAGCGAUCGCACAGUUAGAGUGUGGGACGCUCCUCAGGGCAAACUACUAUAUACCCUGAAAGAUCAUGCACAUUGGGUAACGACGCUCACACUGAACACCGACUUCAUCCUCCGAACGGGACCGUUCGACCACAGGGGGAAGAAACCCGCCGAUGAUACUGAAGCCCAGUCCCUCGCCGAAGCCCGCUAUAACGCGCUCCUCAGUACGACACCAGAGCUUCUGAUCUCAGGCUCAGACGACCACACGCUCUUCCUGUGGUCGCUCUUCCCUUCAAAGUCGUCAGCACCCCCUCUAUCCGCGUCUCCGGAUGCGACCGUGGGCAAGCUGAAGCCGCUGUCACGCCUCACAGGGCACCAGAGGCAAAUCUCCCAUGUAGCGUUCAGCCCCGACGGGCGGUGGGCGGCGAGCGCGUCGUGGGACAACAGCGUGAGGAUAUGGGAUGGGAGGACCGGGGCGUACGUUGCUACGCUGCGCGGCCAUGUGGGCGCUGUUUAUCGACUCGCGUGGAGUGCCGAUUCGAGAAUGGUGGUCAGUGCCAGCAAGGACAGCACACUGAAGAUCUGGGAUCUGAAGACAUAUAAAAUCAAAACUGACCUGCCGGGGCACACUGACGAAGUUUAUUGCGUCGACUUUGUGGCCGACAAGGUGGUCAGCGGUGGACGGGACCGCACACUCAAAAUAUGGAAGAAUUAG